Messenger RNA from Ceratitis capitata (Mediterranean fruit fly), 764 nucleotides. RefSeq lists its product as hypothetical. The transcript is spliced from 4 exons. The coding region runs from base 46 to 639 and encodes 197 amino acids. Lineage: Eukaryota; Metazoa; Arthropoda; Insecta; Diptera; Tephritidae. The record is from RefSeq and is a predicted model, not a curated record.
AAUCAGAAAAAACGUCAAGAUGCUUUCCAAAAGUUUAGCAAAAAAAUGUCUUUUAAUUUUCAAACAAAAACAAUUUACUGCUUAUUUAUAUUUUUUAUGUGUCUGCAGAGAGCAAAAACACAAUACAAUAUACAUAGGAGAGAUAAAGAACCAAACGUAUAUUUCAACGAUCCGACGAAAGGUUUAACUGACGGCGAAAUCGAUGUGGCGCUGGAAGAUUUAUCCCUGUCAGAUUUGAAUAUUUUAAACAAGCUGAUCGAUCAGUCUAACGCACCGGACUACGAUUAUGCUGACUAUGAGAGUCGAAACUAUGCUUUGGGUCCGUCUCGCGAACACACCUUUGAUGACAAUCCCUUCUACGAUAAUACGAAUAUAAAUUACUACGAUGACAUCGAAGAGCUUCCAAGAGAUGCACGCAAUCCGCUGCAGUACAAGAUACCACGGAAGAGUCUAAUGCCAUUUGCGGAACAAACGGAGAUACAGCGUACGAAACGCGAUAAUGGCAAUGAAAUAAAGCAGGCCGCAGUCGACGCGGAGUAUAUAAAGCAAUUGGAAAACUCCUUUCCACGGGACCAAGAGCAGAACAAUCACGAGGAGGGUGACGAAAAGAAGGAGCAUAUACGCGUGAAACGCAACUGAGCGUGCAACACAUGUACCUACAUAUUUACAUACACGUACAUAUUACAUAUCCGAUAUAUCCUACCUCAACUUGAUAUAAAAUUUGAUGAAUUUAAUAAAAUUUGUAUUAACGCUUCCGUCACUUA